AGUCUUAGGAGUCACAACCCCUCUCUGGGUUUCCUCCUGAGCUCUGGGCCCUGGGCACUAGGUCCUGAUAGGGUAUCUGGCCUUGGCAGGUUGGAGCCAUCACAGGAGAGAAAGACCCUGAGCCUCUGAGGAAGGCCUCAGGGGGACCUGCAUUGUGAUGACCUCAUCGACUCUAUGCCAUCAUCUUCUCUCCCACCCUUCACUCCUGCCUGACCAGCUGCACUGCAAACAACCAUCAGUCUCAAUCCCAAUGGCCUGAGGUGGUCUGUUCUUCAAUGCCUGCUGCUGAUCUUCUGUCUCAGCCAGUAAGAAGCACCAUAAAAUUGAUACUCACUGAGAAAAACUGUGACAGCUUCAUGCUAUAGAAACCGAACUAACAGAGGAAACUCAAAGAGUUCUGGGACAUGGCCCUGACUGUGAACCACCAUGACUUCUUUGCACAUCAAAACUUGUUGCCUGCUGUGUCUUCAAUAGUGAAGAACGUCAUCUCUGGCAAUGAUGUGAACACCAGCAGUGAGCUUUCUUUCGCCCUUGACCCCAACUACCUGAGUCCGGCCACAGUGGACCAGGUCCUGGACUACUUCUCCAGUGGCAAGGUGGUGAUCUUGGAGCAGAACGUGGAGGAGCUCCUUCGUGGGGCCCACUAUUUCAACACAGUGUGCCUUGAAAUCCACUGCAGUGACUACCUGAUUAAGACCUUCCGCCAUGCCAGCUGCUUGCGCUACCUCGUCUUGGCUGAGUUGUUUGGGCUCAAAGAGGUAUCAAACUUGGCCUUUACUGGUAUUUGCAACAACUUCCACUGCUGGGCCAGUCCUGAGAGCUUCAUGCGCUGCCGACUUGUCAUCUUUGACUUGCUUAAAGAUGAAAACUUGCGUGUGCUCAUUGAGGACCAGGCUCUCAGUGCACUCCUACAUUGGGUGUACUUCCAGAACGAUGAGCGGGAGAAGUAUUUCAAGAAAUUCUCCUAUUACAUCAGUCUCAAUGCCGUCUCCAACAAGACACUGAUGUUUGCCAGCAACCAGUUGAUGGACAUGGAGAACAGCUCAGGCCACACAUCCCUGAUUGAGAGUGUCCUUGUGGAACGACAGCAGGACAGGCCAUCCAGCCUGCUGAGCUACCAGCGGAAAGGGGCCCUGCUUGAUUCGGUGGUCAUCCUUGGUGGCCAAAAGGCCCAGGGCCAGUUCAAUGAUGGAGUGUUUGCCUAUGUCAUCCAGGAGAACCUGUGGUUGAAGCUCUCAGAGGUGCCCUAUCAGGCAGCAGCACUCACUGCCACCUCUACUGUUUGCUACAUCUACAUGUCUGGUGGCACCAAUGAGCAGAUUACAGGGCUAAAGAUGGCUUGGUGGUAUGACAUGGAUGACAACUCCUGGACCAAGGUGCCUGACCUGCCACUUGGUCUUGUCUUCCACACCAUGGUGACCUGUGGGGGGACAGUGUACUCAGUGGGUGGGAGCAUUGCCCCAAGGCGGUAUGUCUCUAACAUCUGUUUUUAUGAUGAGCGCAAGGAGGCCUGGUGCCUGGCAGGGAAGAUGAGCAUCCCUAUGGAUGCCACAGCUGUGAUCACCAAGGGUGACCAGAACCUGUACAUGGUCACUGGGCGAUGCUUGGUGAAGGGCACCAUCUCCUGAGUCGCGGUAGUAGAUUGCUUUGAUACCAAUACUGGGGAGGUGGUCCAGAGUAUCAUCUUCCCCAUCAAGUUCAACCACCGGCCCCUGCUCUCUUUCAGUCAGGACAACAUCCUCUGCAUGCACAGCCACCAUCAGAGCGUGGAAAUCAACCUACAGAAAAUCAAGGCCAACAAGAGGACCACAUCAGUACCUCUCUUGCCCAAGAACUGCCCCCUGGAUGUGUCCCAUGCUAUAUCCUCCAUUGGAGACAGCAGGGUGUUUGUAGGUGGGGGUGUCACAACAGCCAGUGAUGUGCAGAAAAGGGACUGCACCAUCAAUCCAAACGCCUACUUGCUGGACCGAAAGACAGGCAACUGGAAGACCCUGGCCCCCCCACCAGAGCCACUGGACUGUCCCACCUGCUGUCUAGUCAAGCUACCUUGAAAGAUUCUUCAAAGGAAUUAA
Molecule: messenger RNA, 2072 nt
Organism: Equus caballus (horse)
Lineage: Eukaryota; Metazoa; Chordata; Mammalia; Perissodactyla; Equidae
Product: calicin
Molecular function (GO): protein binding
Source: RefSeq, a predicted model, not a curated record